CUCACUGUGAACCCAUUACCCUGGAGCUGUGCCUGAACCUGCCCUACAACCUCACCACCUACCCCAACUACCUGGGACACCUGUCCCAGAGAGAGUCCUCCGUGUCCUGGGAGUCCUCACUGUUCCCGGCCCUGGUCCAGACCGGCUGCUACCAGUACCUCAUGUUCUACGCCUGCACGCUGCUCGUACCCAAGUGUGACCCCCUCAGCCUGCAGAGGGUCCCGCCCUGCAGGUCUUUGUGUCGUAACGCUAAGGAGAAAUGUGAGUCGGUUCUGGGGAUCGUGGGUCUGCAGUGGCCCGAGGACUCAGACUGCAGCCAGUUUCCAGAGGAGGGAGGGAACUCCAGCUGCCUGCUGCCGGAGGACGGUGUGGACGAGUGCUCCCCCAGCCACUUCAAGUGUCAGUCGGGUCGCUGCGUCCUGGGGACCAAACGUUGUGACGGACACCUGGACUGUGACGACCACAGCGACGAGGACAACUGUGGAUGUUCUGAGCGCGCUCUGUGGGAGUGUCCCGGCAGCAAGGUCUGCAUCAAACCCAGUAUGAUCUGUGACGGGUUCCCAGACUGCCCCCUGCUGGUGGACGAGGCCAACUGCUCGGUGUGCAGAGACAACGAGCUGUCCUGUAACAACCAUCAGUGUGUCCACCGGACCCUGUGGUGUGAUGGACACCAGCACUGCUCCGACAGCUCCGACGAGUGGAACUGUGUGUCUCUGUCCGACCGGUCCGGUCCGGUUCUGACCGUGUUCAGGACCGCGGCAGAGUAUCAGGUCUGUGCAGACGAGUGGAACCAGGACCUGAGCAGGCUGACUUGUGCCCAGCUGGGUCUAGGGGUCCCCUCCUCUGUUUCCAUGGUACCAGACCAGCCCGGAGUCCCGGGACGUCGGCGGUGGUUACAUGUUCAUCCAGACUGGAAUCUGAGGAACGGUUCUGCCCUGCAGGCCCGACUGGAGAAGAGAAGCCACGCAUGUCUUUCCAGACGCAGAGUUUCAGUUCUUUGUUCCAGAGAAGAGUGUGGUCUCCGUCCAGCUCUGAGUCUCCGUCCUCACAGGAAGAAACGGAUCCUGGGGGGUCGGGUGUCACGCCGGGGGGCGUGGCCGUGGCAGUGCUCACUACAGAGUGGUCAGAGCGGACACGUCUGCGGCUGCGUCCUCAUCGCUCGGAGGUGGGCUCUCACCGUUGCUCACUGCUUCGAGGG
Molecule: messenger RNA, 1198 nt
Organism: Austrofundulus limnaeus
Lineage: Eukaryota; Metazoa; Chordata; Actinopteri; Cyprinodontiformes; Rivulidae
Gene: corin
Product: corin, serine peptidase
Biological process (GO): proteolysis
Cellular component (GO): membrane
Molecular function (GO): serine-type endopeptidase activity; protein binding
Source: RefSeq, a predicted model, not a curated record